Acaulospora colombiana is the source of this 326-nucleotide messenger RNA. The record is from the annotation of a GenBank genome assembly. NCBI's taxonomy places the organism in Eukaryota, Fungi, Glomeromycota, Glomeromycetes, Diversisporales, Acaulosporaceae.
AGGCUCUAACGCAACUCCAGACGACAAGCACUGGUGGGAACGGCAGUGGCGGGUGGCUCGCCCGAUUAGGAUGGGGCCUGGGAGAAGCUAGUGUGGAGGUUUUGGAACCGACACCAUCUCACGUCUACGAGGCGAGAAUCGCAUUCUUUGGACGUGCCAUUCCAGAAGAUGGGUUGACUGGUUGGCUAGUUCCACUAGAUAGUCUUGUUGGAGAAUGUCCCAGUUCAUACCGUGAAGCCACUGCCUCAGGCGCGAUCUCGUCUCCUUCUCCAUCUAUAUCUGGACUACCUCCUCCUUUCACCGUUCUUGAACCAGCAGCUGACACC